Molecule: messenger RNA, 345 nt
Organism: Paramecium tetraurelia
Lineage: Eukaryota; Ciliophora; Oligohymenophorea; Peniculida; Parameciidae
Exons: 1
Source: RefSeq, a predicted model, not a curated record
AUGCUUAAAUAGCAACCAUAAUCAGCAAAGAGUGGAAACGCUAUCAAACAAAAAAAAGAAACAUUAGAAAGAUUUGCUUACUGCAAUAGUUAAUAAUUGUUCUAAAAUAAUAUAUUUGAUCUGAGAUAAUUUAUAAAAUAGAAUUAUGAAAAAUAUUGUGAAUUAUUGGACAGGGUUGAAUAUGCUAAACUUAUUGUGAAAUAGAAAAAAGAGAAUUUAGAAUUACUGAAGAGCAAAUCUGAGAACAAAACAAAUAAACCAAGAGUCAAUCUUUGUGUAUUAGAUGAACUAUCGCAAAUAAAAAGAUAGAUAGAAGUUUAAACAGUCUGCCAACAACGGAAUUGA